AUGUACACUUUGUCUCUUGCUGUAGUGUUUGCGACGCUUUCAUUGGCCUCAACGGCGCCUUUGAGAGCUGGCCUGUACAAGCAUGUUGCCGUGUUCUCGGUCGAUGGCCUUCACGCGAGUGACGUUGAUAAAUAUGUAGCAUUGAGACCCAACUCGAGUAUCUCAGCUCUGUUGAAGACAGGAUACGAGUACAGCGGUGCAUACACAUCCGCGCCUUCAGAUUCCUUCCCGGGAACUGUAGCUCAAUUUACCGGGGCCACUCCGAGAACCACAGGAGUGUGGUAUGAUGACAUCUGGAACCGCAACAUCUUUGCUCCCGGCAGCAACUGUACCGGAACUCCAGGUUAUGACACUGACUCCACCGAGGAUCUUGACUACAACUCUACCCUACUUUUCAGUGGUGGUAUUGAUCCAACACAUCUCCCCAAGAUCAUUGUUGAUGGGAAAUGUACCCUACAAUACCCGCACGACCGGCUCCAGGUCAAUACCGUCUUUGAGAUUAUCAAGGCAAGUGGCAAGCAGACGGCGUAUGUUGACAAGCACCCCGCAUACGAUAUCGUUAGAGGGCCCAGUGGAACUGGCCUGAGCACUGGCUAUUUUCCAGAAAUUGCGUCCAUCCCGGGUAAUAACAUUUCUGCUGUUAUCGCUUACGAUCAAUUGCAUGUAAAUGCUUUCCUUGACUACUUGGAUGCCAAGGUGCCAGCGAAUUCAGAGGGAAAUUUGACUGCCGUUCCUGCAUUGUUCGCUGGCAAUUUCCAAAGUAUCAAUGUCGCCCAGAAGACAUACGGGUACCAGAACACCACCGGCCUCCCUUUUUCAGCACCUAUACUCCAAGUCAUAGAUUUCGUGGACGCCUCACUCGGAGCCAUUGUCAACAAAUUGAAAUCAAAGGGACUCUACAACGAUACUCUCAUCAUCGUGGCAAGCAAGCAUGGUAACGCGCCCAUCAAUCCAGCUUUGUUCGGCGAGGUCAACCCAGCUCAGAUCACCAAUGCCACGGGUGUUCCUGUAGAGUGGCAAACGUCUGACGACAUCGCGCUCAUCUUCCUGAAUAGUAGUAGCACGACUGCCACCGCGGUCGCAAAUCUGAACGCCGACCGUACCGCAGGCAAAAUCCUCAACAUCUAUGCGGACGCGCCUGGCGCCACUCCUCUGGCAUCUCAUGGUUUCGGUACCCCCGUCAACAGCCCGUUCGUACCCGACAUCAUCGUACAACCCGAGGUCGGAAUCAUCUACACGACCUCCAAAAAGAAGGUCGAAGAGCACGGCGGUCUCAGCGCCGACGACAGGAACGUAGCUUGCUUCGUUAGCAGUCCUCGAAUCACAAAAGCGCAGAAGUUCACACAGAGGGUCUUUACGACGCAGGUUGCACCGCUGAUUUUGGAGGCGUUGGGAAUUGAUGGCGGGGAGUUGGAGGGCGUGAGGGCUGAGGGAACGAAGAUCCUGCCCGGGUUUGAGUCCUGA
Messenger RNA from Letharia lupina, 1464 nucleotides. RefSeq lists its product as uncharacterized. The record is from RefSeq and is a predicted model, not a curated record. Lineage: Eukaryota; Fungi; Ascomycota; Lecanoromycetes; Lecanorales; Parmeliaceae. The transcript has 6 exons. The coding region runs from base 1 to 1464 and encodes 487 amino acids.